Ilex paraguariensis (yerba mate) is the source of this 222-nucleotide messenger RNA. NCBI's taxonomy places the organism in Eukaryota, Viridiplantae, Streptophyta, Magnoliopsida, Aquifoliales, Aquifoliaceae. The record is from the annotation of a GenBank genome assembly.
AUGGGUGGUAUAGACCAUGUUGCAACUAUGCCUUCUAUUCAUGCUUGGACUCCUUGUGCACCAGGGGGAGUUUAUCUCCCAUUCUCUGCAGUACUCCCAUCAGGGCCACAGAUGGAUCCUUCUGUGCCUGUAACUGCUCCGGUGCCUGGACAUUCUGCAGCCAUAUUUGCAGGGAUGCCUGGGUCAGGCUUCCAGACAACGAUUCAAUCAGUUGGAGUGUAA